AUGAUUGUAACAUGUUGUAGCCUCAUUGUGUUAUCAUUCCACUCAAAGUGUCGAGACUUCUGGGUGAACCUAGAGGAUGGGUCACACAUUUUCCCUGUCAGUCAUAAACCAUGGCAAACAGUCACGACUCACAACAUGCCACCAACUGAACAAAAAAUACGACAACCAUUGCAGCCUCGUGUAUCACCGACGAGCCGGAGCACACGACAAGUGUCUCGAGGUGAACACGUAGGGCAAGCCAUGCCUUUUGGACACAUGAAACAGCUUGUAUCUAUGAGUUUCCCAUGUCUCGCCACCUUGCCACAGCCAGUCACUCGACAGUCAUGGGGAGUUCCUGCGACGUGGCACACAUUGAUCUUGUGCGCUCUGGUUCAUUCCCUAGUUACAAACAUUGCCCUGUGGCAAGUCUCCAGCAAUACUCACUUUAAUGCCGUACGUGAAGGCUCGCGCUCUGCUCAAGAUGCGAAUCGAACGGCCAGUUUUUCAAAGAGCUUCCUGUUUAGGAAGGGGUUGUGGUCGGGCUGGUCACACUGCUGCCGGGCAACGCUGGGGUCUCAACUGGCUGGAAUCGGCGUGCUUCUGUGGGUUUGUGCCUGA
Messenger RNA from Yarrowia lipolytica CLIB122, 597 nucleotides. The record is from RefSeq and is a predicted model, not a curated record. NCBI's taxonomy places the organism in Eukaryota, Fungi, Ascomycota, Dipodascomycetes, Dipodascales.